Molecule: messenger RNA, 1665 nt
Organism: Lemur catta (Ring-tailed lemur)
Lineage: Eukaryota; Metazoa; Chordata; Mammalia; Primates; Lemuridae
Gene: NIPAL4
Product: NIPA like domain containing 4
Exons: 5
Coding region: 256-1413 (385 amino acids)
Biological process (GO): magnesium ion transport
Cellular component (GO): membrane
Molecular function (GO): magnesium ion transmembrane transporter activity
Source: RefSeq, a predicted model, not a curated record
GGUGACUUGGUGGCCCGGAGCCGGCAGCGUCCGCACCCCGGGAGGGCACGCGCCCCUCUGCGCUGGGCCCCCAGUCCCCGGAGUUGCCCAAGACGCCGGGUGACUCCUCCCCCGGGGACCCUCCCUUCUGGGGCGCGUCACUCUCCCCACCUCUGGGUCCAGACCCCGGCGGCUUCUCGCGCGCGAGCCACGCCGGGGACAAGUGGCGGCCACCUGCUCCGGAGCCCGGCGCGUCGGUCCGGGCGCCCACGGCCCAUGGAGCUGCGGGUCAGCAACGCCAGCUGCGGGAACGGCUCCCUGAUCAACCUCUACUGCUCCUCCCAGAAAGUCCUGUGCCAGAUCGUUGGCGACCUCGGGCCCGAGGCGCCCAGCAAUGCCACCUUUAUCAGCUGGCAGGAGAGGGUCAGGCAGAGCUAUGGCUUCUACAUCGGCCUGGGCCUGGCCUUCCUGUCCAGCUUCCUCAUCGGCAGCAGCGUCAUCCUCAAGAAGAAAGGCCUGCAGCGACUUGUGGCCACGGGGGCCACUCGGGCCGUGGCUGCUGGAGAAGUUGCCAACUUCGGGGCCUAUGCAUUUGCACCUGCGACAGUCGUCACACCUCUGGGAGCGCUGAGUGUCCUCAUAAGUGCCAUCCUCUCCUCGUAUUUUCUGGGAGAGACCCUGAACCUGCUGGGCAAGCUGGGAUGUGUGAUUUGUGUGGCCGGCAGCACAGUGAUGGUGAUACACGCCCCUGAGGAAGAGAAGAUCACCACCGUCAUGGAGAUGGCUUCCAAGAUGAAAGACACAGGGUACAUCGUGUUUGCUGUGCUCCUGCUGGUGUCCUGCCUCAUCCUCAUCUUCAUCAUCGCCCCGCGUUAUGGGCAAAGGAACAUCCUCGUUUACAUCAUCAUCUGCUCUGUGAUCGGGGCCUUCUCGGUGGCCGCUGUCAAGGGUCUGGGCAUCACCAUUAAGAACUUCUUCCAGGGGUUGCCGGUGGUGCGACACCCCCUCCCCUACAUCCUGUCCCUCGUCCUGGCGCUUUCCCUCAGCACUCAGGUCAACUUCCUCAACAGGGCGCUGGACAUUUUCAAUACCUCCCUGGUGUUCCCCAUCUACUACGUGUUCUUCACCACGGUGGUGGUCACCUCUUCCAUCAUCCUCUUCAAGGAGUGGUACAGCAUGUCUGCCGUGGACAUUGUGGGCACCCUCUCGGGCUUCGUCACCAUCAUCCUGGGUGUGUUCAUGCUUCAUGCUUUCAAAGACCUGGACAUCAGCUGGGCCAGCUUGCCUCACACACACAAAAACCCACCCCCGCCUCCCACCCCCGAGCCCACUGUCAUCAGACUGGAAGACAAGAAUGUCCUUGUGGACAACAUAGAACUUGCCAGCACCCCAUCACCAGAAGAGAAACCCAAAGUAUUUAUAAUCCGUUCUUAAAGGUUGGAAUACGUGAGUGAGAGGACGAGCCGAUGGCAUAGCCUGAUCAUUCAAUUUAGAAACCACUUGGUUAUUUUCAGCACAAGCGCCUGGUUACCAAUGGGCUCUCUUUUCUUGAGAUGUUCAUUUAUACCUCAUCGCUGUAUCCGGGAGAAGAAUCCCUACCCAGAAAGGAGUGGUGGCAGAACUUCCUGGAAACACAGCCUCAGUGACCAAAUACUCUAGUUUACAUUGGUGCCAGCAGGUGCAUUG